AUGUUGAAUUUGUAUUGGGGUGCCGCAUCGAGUCAAAGAGUAAAUGAAAUUAAUGACAUUGAUGUGUUUUUCCUAAAAUAUUAUGAAAUUUCCAUCUUAUACAAUGAGAAGAUAAAGAAGUAUCAUGAUCAAAAGAUUGAAAAGCGUGAAUUUGCUAUGGGUGAUCUGGUGCUUCUAUUCAACUCAAAGUUGUGGUUAUUUCAUGGCAAGACUAAUUCCAAGUGGAACGGGCCAUUGAAAGUCACUCAAGUGUUUCCACAUGGAGAGCUCGAGCUCGAGAAGAAGGGAACAGGGUUUAAGGUGAACGGGCAAAUGAUCAAAGUCUACAUGGGGAAGUUGGACAGUGUGCAAGAAGUGAUUGAGACCUAUUACCCUUGA
Molecule: messenger RNA, 378 nt
Organism: Solanum lycopersicum (tomato)
Lineage: Eukaryota; Viridiplantae; Streptophyta; Magnoliopsida; Solanales; Solanaceae
Source: RefSeq, a predicted model, not a curated record